GGUAUGUGGCUAUUUGCGAAAGUUGCAGAAUCAGAGUGGAUCUGCGAAGAAGAGUGCAUCAGCAGAAAGAAAACGUUGAUAUAUAAGGCUUUACCACCUUCGUAUUGCAUCUGCAUCUUCAAUCUGAAGCCAUUUAUGCAGUUGUGUGGUUGAAUCUAUGUUAUAGGAGUUAAUUUUGUUCGAAGUGAAGCGAAUUGGUGGAUCUGAAGUAGCGAUGGCGAUGGCGAUGGCGAGAGCAAGUUCUGGUCUGCAAUACCCAGAGCGGUUCUACGCUGCGGCCUCUUACGUGGGGUUUGAUGGAUCCGCUUCUCCAACCAAAACCCUCACUUCCAAAUUCGCUAAGUCUACCUCUCUUCUUCUCUACAGCUUAUACCAGCAGGCUAGUGUAGGACCUUGUAACGUCCCAGAACCAAGUACAUGGAAAAUUGUGGAGCAUAGCAAAUGGGCCAGUUGGAACCAGCUUGGAACCAUGUCUUCCACUGAAGCCAUGCGUCUUUUUGUGAAAAUAUUGGAGGAAGAAGAUCCUGGUUGGUAUUCAAGAGCAUCUAACUCUGUUGCAGAACCUGUCAUAGACGUGCAAAUGAAUCAUAAUUCCAAAGUUGAACCAGUAAUUGAGAAUGGAAACUCUUAUCCAGAGACAAAGACUAUUUCCACCCAAAAUGGAAUCGAAGUUGGAACAGAGGAUAAAGAUAUUGUUGUGGAAGGCUUUAGUUCAGUUGGAGUAUAUGAUCAAUGGAUUGCACCUCCAGUAUCUGGACAAAGUCCAAAAGCCCGAUAUGAGCAUGGAGCUGCAGUUGUGCAAGAUAAAUUGUACAUAUAUGGUGGAAACCACAAUGGUCGUUACCUUAAUGAUCUUCAUGUUUUGGAUUUGAGAAGGUGGAUUUGGUCAAAGAUUGAAACUAAGGCUGGAGAUGAGUCCCCCGCAACUUCAGUCCCUUGUGCUGGCCAUUCUUUGAUUCCAUGGGGAAAUAAGCUUCUGUCUGUUGCAGGGCAUGCAAAAGAUCCUUCUGAAAGUAUCCAAGUGAAAGUGCUUGAUCUUCAAACCGCUACAUGGUCAACUCUAAAAACUUUUGGGAAAGCUCCGGUAUCACGUGGUGGCCAAUCAGUGACCCUUGUAGGGGGAACCUUAGUAAUUUUUGGUGGGCAAGAUCCAAAGAGGACUCUUUUGAACGAUCUGCAUAUUCUUGACUUGGAAACCAUGACAUGGGAUGAAAUUGAUGCUGUUGGGGUGCCACCUUCUCCAAGGUCCGAUCAUACUGCUGCUGUUCAUGUGGAGCGAUACUUACUUAUCUUUGGUGGGGGUUCACAUGCAACAUGCUACAAUGAUUUACAUGUUCUUGAUUUGCAAACUAUGGAAUGGUCUCACCCCACACAGCUGGGUGAAAUUCCAACACCACGGGCUGGACAUGCUGGUGUGACAGUAGGGGAGAACUGGUUCAUUGUUGGUGGUGGUGACAAUAAGAGUGGGGUCUCUGAAACAGUUGUACUGAAUAUGUCUACACUGGCUUGGUCAGUGGUAACUUCUGUUCAAGGACGAGUUCCUGUUGCCAGCGAGGGAUUGAGUUUGGUUGUAAGCUCCUAUAAUGGCGAAGAUGUCCUUAUAUCUUUUGGAGGGUACAAUGGACGAUACAAUAAUGAAGUGUAUGUUCUUAAACCAAGCCACAAAUCAACCCUGCAAUCGAAAGUAAUUGAAAAUUCAGUACCAGACAGUGUUUCAGCUAUCCCAAAUGCAACAAAUGCUACCCGAGAUGUGGAGUCUGAAUUUGAAGCCGGCCAUGAAGGGAAAAAUUGGGAAGUUGUCUUGGACAAUGCUGAUCCAGCUAAAUCAAAAGGUGAUAUUAUAUCAGUCCUGAAGACUGAGAAAGAAGAGUUAGAAUCAUCACUCAGCAAGGAGAAACAGCAUGCUCUUCAAUUAAAGCAAGAGCUGGCAGAAGCUGAGUCUCGUAACACCGACCUUUACAAGGAGCUCCAGUCAGUUCGUGGUCAGCUUGCUUCUGAGCAAUCAAGGUGUUUCAAACUCGAGGUGGAGGUUGCUGAAUUAGGUCAGAAGCUCCAAACCAUUGGAACAUUACAGAAGGAGCUGGAGCUCCUCCGGCGGCAGAAGGCUGCAUCAGAGCAAGCUGCCUUAAAUGCAAAACAGAGGCAGAAUUCAGGUGGCGGCGUGUGGGGUUGGCUUGCGGGUGCUCCCCCUGACCAGAAUGCAGAUGAUGCGUGAAUCUCUUAGCUGAAUAGCAGUGCUACUUUCAUUCAACCAAUUUUAUUUCCAAUACUUACUGUGUAUUCAUUCAGUUCUUCUUUUAGUUAUGUAAACAAGAUUUAGCUUGUUUGACCAAAAGAUUUUCUACACCUGAGGAUGAGGACGAAGGUAUAAAUAGUAGAUGUUACUUUUACUUUUACCGCCAUUUUUGUUGAUGAUUGUAUUCAAAGUGACAUACAUUAUUGAAUGAAAAAUAUACAAAUUCUUUUGA
This is a messenger RNA of Vigna radiata var. radiata (mung bean), 2468 nucleotides long. RefSeq names its product acyl-CoA-binding domain-containing protein 4. NCBI's taxonomy places the organism in Eukaryota, Viridiplantae, Streptophyta, Magnoliopsida, Fabales, Fabaceae. The record is from RefSeq and is a predicted model, not a curated record. Gene Ontology annotation, molecular function: fatty-acyl-CoA binding; protein binding. Gene Ontology annotation, biological process: lipid transport. Bases 215 to 2215 code for a protein of 666 amino acids. The transcript is spliced from 18 exons. Gene Ontology annotation, cellular component: cytosol.